UGCCCAGAACUCUCGGUAUGAUAUGCCUUUAAGAAACCAGAAUGCGUGGCGAUAUCUCCGCCCAGGAAAAGCCGUGCGAGGGAAUCUUCUUUGGCACAUCUCAUCUUACAAAACCUCAAAAAUUUUGCAACAACCUGGCGGGGCCCGGUAGUGGGUAGGCAAUGAACAGGCCAGGUGCUUGCAACAGAGAAAGCGGCCCCAGAAAAAAAUCGUUCGCUCGGUCACCCUUAAAACUGGAAAGUGCAUGCAUGCCGCUCGGUGUUUGAGGCGCCGCGUCAAAAGCCGCAUCCGAGACCGGAGACUGGAACUCGGGAUGCAAUGUACGAGAAGGGAAUACUCUGAUGAAUGUGUGCAGUUGCUGUAAACAGACAAGAACGCAUGGGCCGAGUCUCUUGCCGCUACAGCCUGAUCGGGAGCCCGAAGCAUAUAAAGGGCCAGGUAAAUCCUCCCCUCAGUGUCCACUAAUUACUCAAAUCACUCACUGCUCCUUACCAUGUUGUCUGCUUUUAUUCCUCUCGCUUCUCUCUUGGCCCUUGCUCAAGCCGGCUAUGAAACCUACCCAACGGUAGCCAAAACUGCAUCGAUCAAUGGAUUUGCUGACAAGAUCUACGAUCGAUUGCCCGUUUGUGCGCAAGCAUGUGUCUCGGAGUCCACCUCUUCCACCCCUUGCCCAUACUGGGAUUCGGGGUGUCUCUGCGUGAUGAGCAACUUUGCCUCCAACAUCGCCGACUGCUUUGCCGGAAACUGUGUGGGGGACGAUGUGCAGUCCGCCAGGUCCUUGGCCACUUCCAUCUGUUCUAGUGCGGGUGUCCAGUCCCCACAUUGGUUCAUUGAUUCCAGUGCCUCUUCCUCAUUGGCUGCCGCUGCUCUUAAAGUGGCCUCAGUCGAGCCCACCGCCGCCGAAACUACCGCUGCUGAAACCACUGCUGCCGAGUCCCCUGCUGCCGUCAGUACUGCAAACACUGAACCUGUUGCUUCCACUUUAGAAACUGAAAACACAGCAUCCACUUCUGCUGCUGUCACCCGGGCUAUUUCUAGUACGGAGACCGAAUCUGCCCACACCGAAUCUGCCCACACCGAAUCUGCCCACACCGAAUCUGCCCACACCGAAUCUGCCCACACCGAAUCUGCCCACACCGAAGCUUCUGCCUAUGUUUCUUCAAUGACCUCUGCCUCCGAGUCCACCAUGAGCUCGUUUUCCUCUGCAACUUCUUGGUCCACACCAGCCGUGUCUUCCGCUUUCAAUGCUGCUGGAAGUGCCGUCCCAGCCGCUGCGUGUGGCUUGGCUGCAGGUGUCGCUUUGAUCCUCUAAGUGUCUUGUAUGCUGAACCUGUGUCUGUUUUUUUAUGUCAAAAAUGCCUUCACUGUAGUUGGGCUGUUCUGAUUUGUUUGUUACUUGUGUAUCUCAAUACUACGUGAAUGUUAUCACAGCCUUUCGAGCUCAUAGUUUUCUGAGCGUCCACCUAAAAAAGGGACAAAA
Molecule: messenger RNA, 1480 nt
Organism: Metschnikowia bicuspidata var. bicuspidata NRRL YB-4993
Lineage: Eukaryota; Fungi; Ascomycota; Pichiomycetes; Serinales; Metschnikowiaceae
Product: CFEM domain-containing protein
Exons: 1
Coding region: 494-1312 (272 amino acids)
Source: RefSeq, a predicted model, not a curated record